Molecule: messenger RNA, 1312 nt
Organism: Mus musculus (house mouse)
Lineage: Eukaryota; Metazoa; Chordata; Mammalia; Rodentia; Muridae
Gene: Upp1
Product: uridine phosphorylase 1
Exons: 9
Coding region: 315-1250 (311 amino acids)
Biological process (GO): nucleotide catabolic process; nucleoside metabolic process; cellular response to glucose starvation
Cellular component (GO): nucleoplasm; cytoplasm
Molecular function (GO): deoxyuridine phosphorylase activity; catalytic activity; pentosyltransferase activity
Source: RefSeq, a predicted model, not a curated record
GGGGACUGAGCGGUGAGUGGUCUGCUUUGCUGGCUGCUCUCUGGCUCUUCCUGCCUAUAUAGGUGGGGACUGAAGAGUCGACUCUGGUGAUCACUACUAAGACCCCGCAGGGAGUGGCUGGAGAGAGGGGUAAAAGUUGGCGGAGCGCAAAGCUGUAGGAGCAGCCCGCUCGGGAUGUUCUGCUAGGUGUGCGCCGAUGACCUCUCUCAGCAGAUGAAGGUCUUGACGAAGUGAUUGACUGGUGGUCUCUGACACUCUGGAAGCCUUCUCGCGACGUGGACAUCGGUCUCUGACAGUCCUCCUACAGUGAGAACAUGGCAGCUACAGGAACUGAAGCAAAGGACCUUGAAAACCAUCACAAUGACUGCUUCAUCCAACUUUCAAAUCCAAACAUAGCAGCAAUGAAGGAAGACGUGCUCUACCAUUUCAACCUCAGCACUAGCACACACGAUUUCCCUGCUAUGUUUGGAGACGUGAAGUUUGUGUGUGUUGGUGGAAGCUCUUCCCGGAUGAACACCUUCAUCAAGUAUGUGGCUGCAGAGCUGGGCCUUGACCAUCCAGGGAAGGAAUAUCCCAACAUCUGUGCAGGCACUGACCGCUACGCCAUGUAUAAAGCCGGGCCCGUGCUGUCUGUGAGCCAUGGCAUGGGCAUUCCUUCCAUCGGCAUCAUGUUGCACGAGCUCAUCAAGAUGCUGUACCAUGCCAGGUGCUCCAACAUCACCAUCAUCCGCAUUGGCACUUCAGGCGGGAUAGGUCUGGAGCCUGGCUCUGUUGUCAUCACGCAGCAGGCAGUGAAUGAGUGCUUCAAGCCGGAGUUUGAGCAGAUUGUCCUGGGAAAACGGGUGAUUCGCAACACCAACCUGGACGCGCAGCUGGUUCAGGAGUUGGUGCAGUGCUCCUCAGACCUGAAUGAGUUCCCCAUGGUUGUGGGCAACACCAUGUGCACCUUGGACUUCUAUGAGGGGCAAGGCCGUCUGGAUGGCGCCCUCUGCUCCUACACAGAGAAAGACAAACAGUCUUAUCUGCGUGCAGCCCAUGCCGCGGGUGUCCGAAAUAUCGAGAUGGAAUCUUCGGUGUUUGCCACCAUGUGCAGUGCCUGUGGCCUGAAAGCGGCUGUGGUGUGUGUCACCCUUCUGGACCGUCUGCAAGGAGACCAGAUCAACACUCCCCACGAUGUGCUUGUGGAAUACCAGCAGAGACCACAGCGGCUAGUGGGCCACUUCAUCAAGAAGAGCCUGGGACGGGCCUGAGCCCUGUGCCUUUCCGCCCCGGAGAAGCCUCUGCAACUCCUGGGCAAUAAAUCUAUUUUUUC